Podarcis lilfordi (Lilford's wall lizard) is the source of this 10281-nucleotide messenger RNA. The record is from the annotation of a GenBank genome assembly. Lineage: Eukaryota; Metazoa; Chordata; Lepidosauria; Squamata; Lacertidae.
AUGACGAACAUGAAAGGACUCCGAAGAAUUGGUAGGUAGACACAGGGCUUUUUUCAGGCUGGAACUCACCAGAAAUCAGUUCCAGCACCUCUCAGGUGGGUGUCAUUAUAAGAGGACAAGGGAGAUGUUCAUGGUGAGUUCUGGCACCUCUUUUUCUAGAAAAAUAGCACUGGGUAGACAGACACCCUGUCCAGUGGUACCUGAAUUAAGUACUUAAUUCAUUCUGGCGGUCCGUUCUUAACCUGAAACUGUUCUUAACCUGAAGCACCACUUUAGCUAAUGGGGCCUCCUGCUGCUGCCGUGCUGCCGGAGCAUGAUUUCUGUUCUCAUCCUGAAGCAAAGUUCUUAACCCGAGGUACUAUUUCUGGGUUAGCAGAGUCUGUAACCUGAAGCAUCUGUAACCUGAAGCGUAUGUAACCCGAGGUACCACUGUAUAUUUUCACGUGAUAUAGCAAGGGUGCAGGAACCUUACAACUCCCAUCAAUCCUGACCUUUGACAGUGCUGACUGUGGCUGAUGGAAGUCAUAGUUCAGGAACAUAUAGAGGGCCAAAUGUUCUCCACAUAUGCUUCAUUUCUAUGUCUUCCUAACUUUUAAAAAGUAUUUAUACCCCACCAUAUAAAAAAGCAAACAAAUACUCAGGAGUUCUUCAUGACAUUCAUAGGUUCUCUAAGAACUUUUAAAAAAAGAGUAGAGUAUAAACAUAGCCAAAAUAAGGAGUGAAGACCCCAAUGUUCAUCAUCAUCUGGAGGGCCAUCCUUGCUUUAUACCUGUGGAAGUGCAUUUAAUAUGUGAUCCCUUAUUGGUUGGGACAUGAAUCUACAGGGAUGAUAUGCCAUAGGGUAGGAUCUGGUGUUAGUCCUACUCAGAAUACUGUAGACCCUUUGAAAUCAAUGGACAUGAUUAAAUUAAACCCAUUGGUUUCAGUGGGUCUACUCUGAGUAUGACUUGGUUGGAUACAACCCUUGGUUUGGAAAUGGAGUUUUCUAAAAGUGUAUCUGAAGUCAAUACAAUCAACACAAAACUCAAAAAAAUCUGUGUAUUCCCUGCCCAUGGAUUCAGAGUCAAGCUGGCUUUUUCAACUUGUUGAUUUGCCAUUGAGGAGGACAGUUGGGUUGAGACACAUCUGCCUAUGGAAGCUUCACUAUGGAAGAUAUUUGUAUAGUGGAAGCUGGAUAUACCCACCCACCUUAGGUUGGAUGGACCAUUUGGUCUAAAAUUAUCUGAAUUGUUUUGAAUGCAUAGUGAAUUUUAUGUGAUUGUGAAUGGAGAUGCAACAUUUGACAGUUCUUGGCUAUGCUAUUUAUUUUAUGAAACAGUAGUUUUUAAAUUGUGAGUUUAGUGCAUGUAAAAUAUUUGCACUAAAUUUAGAGCCCAUCAACACACCUUAGAUCCUCUUCAUUUUACAUGUUGGCAGAGGAUCCCUAUUAAAGAAUUCCACACAUACUAAUGGAUCCCUUUGAAAUUAUCUAAAUCCAAGUGUUCGUACUAAGGGCCAGCAAGUGUAAAUUACUAAGAUUUUAUAAUAGCUCUGGUCUGCUAUGGCAGUGGUACAUUACUCCAGGCUUAGAGUUAAAUGUUGAUUUGUUGUAUAUACACUGUAAUGUCUUGGAGAUAUUUAUACAAAUAAAAACAACAAUCUUGAAGACUUGCUUUGUGGAUCUAACAUUCAAUACUUGCCAUGAGCACAUCACCACAUCUUUUAAAAAUAUUUAUGUAUUUUACAGAGAAACACACUAACCUUCUUUGUCCCUCCUGGAAAGAAGCCAAGUUUUAAAAAGGGAUUGGGGGUGCUUAAAAUCUGCUCUUGGUAAAAUAGUUUCUAACAGUAUGAAAUAUGAAAGAGAGGGAGCGGGAGAAACAGAGACAGAGACAGAGUGAAUCAAGCAAACAGAAGGACAAGUCUUGCUGAAGAAUAAUCAGCAUGGCUUCUGCCAAUGUGAGUCCUAUCUCAUAAAUGUUUCUGAAUUCUUUGAGAAUGUCAAGAAACAUGUGGAUAGAGGGUGAUUCUGAAGAUACUGUGUACUUAGACUGUGUGCUUUUGACAAGAACCCCACCCCUCAGUAAAUGUAGCAGUCAUGGAAUGAGAGGACAUGCUGUCUUAUGGUAAAAAUAAUGGGAAGCAGAGAAAUUAGAAAUAAAUGGACAGUGCCAGAAAGUGGAAUCCCCAAAGGUUCUAUGGGGUGCCUCAAUGAUUUUAUUUUUUUGAAACUGACCCCUAAGGAAGGACUGGGACCACUGUAGAUGAGGGUAUUUCUGAAGCACCUUCACAACAGGUGGUUGCUGGCAUCAGGUCUACCAGGGUGACCAAAGCUAAGUCUAAGGUGGCUUGAAAUGGGUCUAGAUAAUCCAUUUCAUCCAAGAUUCCCUGAAACUGAGGUCCCUCCACAGAUUCCAACUUUUGUCCCCAGAUUCCAACUUUUCAACUUAAUCUGUUUGAUUUCUUACGAUAAGCCAUUUUAGUUAAGAAUGACACCUUCCCUGAAUACAAUCUGUAAAUGGUGCCAGAGACCAAACCUCGAAUAUUCUGAAUGGAAACUGUGUGUGCUCUACUACUGAGCAGUGUGCUUCCCUCUUCCAAUUAAUAUAUGCAAAUAAAUAUGAGACAUUUCCUCUCACUAAGCCAGACCAUCGGUGAACUAUUUCAGCUGCCACCAGCUAUUUGCGUUGUUAUUGGCAUAAGAGCUAUUUGAGUUCUUAGCCUCAGGCAGCAAAAUGUCUUGUGCUGCUUCUGAAUCUAAGAACAGGAUAGCGCAAACAUUACCACUACCCCUAAUUCCAUGCAUGGAAGGUGGCUGGACUGGAAGCUGAGACUUAUUUUAUCCCAUGCAAUGUGAAAACAAUGUUUCUAGCAACAGGUAACUAGCACGCUAGUUUCCAGCCCUGGAAGGCAGCACCAUAGUUUAACAGGUGCAGAACAGAUCUGUAGCUUACAUAGCUCUGGUUUCCAACACAAGGGGUCUUAGGGAGCUCUAGAGGAAAGGUUGGGAGUGGGGGACUGCCACCGCUGCCUCCAGUAUUAUUUGCCUCAGGCAAUUAUCUUGUUCGGUCUCAUGAUAGGUACAGUCCUGCUUAGGUUGAGGUCAGGGAUGACUGGUGCCCUUUGAGGGUGGAGAGGUGGAAGGCAGGAAUACUAGUAAUAGGUGACACCAGAGAGUCAACAAUAGCUUUUAGCUUUGCCUCCAUUCUCCUCCCUGCUUGAGACUAAGGAAGAGGAAGACUGGCAGGCAGGGCUAAGUAAUCAAUUGGUUCUAAGUAAAAAGACAGCAUCUUAAAAAGCUGAGACACCACCAUGCUGACAAAGGUCCAUAUAGUUAAAGCUAUGGUUUUCCCAGUAGUGAUGUAUGGAAGUGAGAGCUGGACCACCAAGAAGGCUGAUCAUCGAAGAAUGGAUGCUUUUGAAUUAUGGUGCUGGAGGAGACUCUUGAGAGUCCCAUGGACUGCAAGAAGAUCAAACUGAUCCAUUUUGAAGGAAAUCAGCCCUGAGUGCUCACUGGAAGGAUAGAUCCUGAAGCUGAGGCUCCAAGACUUUGGUCACCUCAUGAGAAGAGAAGACUCCCUGGAAAAGACCCUGAUGAUGGGAAAGAUGGAGGGCACAAGGAGAAGGGGACGACCGAGGACAAGAUGGUGGGACAGUGUUCUCGAAGCUACCAACAUGAGAUUGACCAAACUGUGGGAGGCAGUGGAAGACAGGAGUGCCUGGCGUGCUCUGGUCCAGGGGGUCACGAAGAGUCGGACAUGAUUAAAUGACUAAAAAACAACAACAACAAAUGGCAGGCAGACUGAGACUGGUGGGGCAGUGUCCUCUCCAGGGUUUCAUGGAGGAGUCUUCCCUAGCCAUGAAGAUGUCAGGGUCUGAACCUGGGACCUGUUAACAGGGUAUCCUGUUAAAAGGAUCUGGGAGGAGUGGCUCCUGUCCGAUGCCCAGAUGGGAUCAAGGACCAUACUUCUUCUCCAAAGGGGACCAGUUGGGGGAUGCUCUGAUUUUACGUAGGUCAUAGGGGGUCAUUCCCCCCCCCCCCGGCUUCACCCUUAGUAACACUCCCAGUGGUCGGGCAGGAGUGACACACACAGUUGCUUACCACAAUGCCUAUGACCAAGUCUUCACAUCUGUAACCAAUAAAGUUGUGGCCGAACCAAUAUGCCAUGUGUUGUCUAGUUACUUGCACCUUAGGAAACAGGGUGAUUACAGGGCCUCAAAACACAAGAGAAGCCUGGAGGGCCACGUUUGCACACACCAUUCUCCUGGGGUUCCCUGUCCUGGCUUGCAGAAAAGCCCAGCUGAAAAUGCCUCGGGGUUUUCAAUAAGUGCAGGAACCCAGAAAGGUUGUAAAGUGCAGAUCACCAGUGAUAUGAUUUUAGCUAUUCAUUCAUUCAUUCAUUCAUCUAUUAAAUUUAUAUCCUGCCCUUCCUUCCAAAGGAGCCCAGAGUGUCAAGCAGUCUGUGAUAAAACAAUAAAAAAUACAUCUUAUUCAUGGUAUGGAAAAAGUGGAUCGAGAAAACAAUGUCUCAAUUUCUCAUAACACUAGAACUUGUCAACAUCCAAUGAAGCUGAAUGUUGAUUGGGACAGGCAAAAGAGAGUACCUCUUCAAACGUCAUUUAGUUAUACUAUGCAACUCACAUCUGCUGGAGGAAGCGAUGGUCACCGACCUAGAGGGCUUCAAAAGAGCAUUGGAACCUUUCGUGAUGGGCAAGCCAAUGGUUUGCUGCUAGCCAUGAUGGCUAUAGUUUGCCUCCAUGGUCAAAGGCAUUAAUGCUUCUGAAUAUGAGCUGCUGGAAACCACAGAAGGGGAGUAAUAAUAAUAAUUUAUUAUUUAUACCCUGCCCAUCUGGUUUGGUUUCCCCAGCCACUCUGGGCGGCUCCCAACAGAAUAUCAACAACACAAUAAAGCAUGAAACAAUAAAACCCUCCCUGAACAGGGCUGCCUUCAGAUGUCUUCUAAAAGUCAGAUAGUUGUUUAUUUCCAUCUGAUAGGAGUGUGUUCCACAGGGAGGCUGCCACUACCACUACCGAGAAGGUCCUCUGCCUGGUUCCCUGUAACUUCACUUCUCACAGUGAGGGAACUGGCAGAAGACCCUCAGAGGUAGACCUCAGUGUCUGGGCUGAACGAUGGGGGUGGAGACGCUCCUUCAGGUAUAUUAGACUGAGUCUGAGUGUGUUCUUAUGCUCAAAUCCUGCUUGCAGGUUUCCCAUAGAGGCAUAUGGGGGCCACUCUAAGAACAAGAUGGCGGACCAGAUGGGUCACUGGCCUAGGCCAGUAAGUUCUUCUUAAAAAUGAUAUUAAUAUGGAUGCAGACCGGGAAGCACCUCUGCUCAAAGGUCUUGUUGGAAGAGGAAGGUCUUCAACAGGUGACAAAAAUAACAACGUGGAAGACACUUGUCUAAUAUUCAAGGGGAAGGGCAUCCAAAGGGUAGCUGCCAACACAAGGAAGGCCCUGUUUUUACAUUGUGUGUAACAGAACUCCUGAUAAGAGAGACUGCUGAAAUCAAAAGAGAGAGAAAUCUAAUUCCAGUGACAGAUUCUUGAGUUAGCCUCUGUGGGCUUGAUAGGAGAGCUGAAAAUAAUGCCAAUAUCUUUCAUGUGUGGCAACCCAAGUGCAUACUCAAUUCUAACCAAACUAAGCCACAUAGAGCACAAUAUACAGCAGGAGGCUUUCGUUUGGUCAGAAUUGAAUAUACACCUCCAGAGUUAACAGUAAAUACAUUACUUCUGGUAAAUGAGACACCAUAGCUGCUGGAGGGCUGUGAAAAUUUGGGUCUUGGACUUUUUAGACUUGUCUACCCAUGAACUAUCUGAAACCCAAAUGGCACUUGGGUUGCCUGAUGUCAUUUUCUUUCCCAGCUCUCUUACCCCACUAUGGAGAUAUGUUCCUAUGGGGAGCUACUAGGCUUUGGAAAAGAUCCGCAACAGCCUUGCUGGAACACAAACAUGUGGAACACCAAUCCAUGGCAGUGCUGACUUUUAUUGGUUUGCCUUCAGCCUAGCAAACAUAGGAAAUGGAGAGGUCCCCGGUUCAGAAUUAUCCAGAAAUUAUCUGAAUUAUCCAGACUAUUCCCAUCAGACAUAAAGGAAAGUAGUAUCACACAACUGGUUGCUUCCAAAUAAGAGUGGAGAGUUCAGCUCCCCUUGCAGAACCAACAUUAAAAAUAUAUACUACAGCAAUCAUCAAUAUGCACAUUCCAGCUUGCCAGACAGAAUAACCUCCCUUACCUCCUCCUCAGAGCCAAUUUUGGGGCUGUAGGGGGAGAAAAAUGGGGGAACCCCAUUGCGCUAGCUGAAGUCCUUGUGUGGGCUACCACUAGUGGGACUCAUUCAUUGUAUCCAGCCUAUGGGUUGCAACCCUCAUUUCCCUUCCCACUGACUUCUGAGCCAUGCCUUUAAUUGCCAUUAAUUGGUUUAUCAUGUGCUUAACAUUUUUGUUAUGACAAGGGUUGGUUUCAGAUCCAAGACUGGUUUCAGAGCCUUGCCUCCUACACUGCUUCCUUAGAGUCAACGGGGUGGGAGGAGGGGCGAGAGCACGAGCAGUAAUGGAUAUGCGUGGCACUGAAGACUGAAGGCAAGGAAUGCGGACGUUCCCUACCCAAGAUUCUCCCUUAUGAAAGAGGUUACAACAUUUGAAGCUCUUUUUUUAUAUAUAUAAAAAAGCAAGCAAGUGGGACAUAAAUUACGGGUGGUGCAGAGAAAGAGAACAGAGAGAAGUUCUUCUUUCCUCUUCCAUGUAUGGGGCCAUCCAAUGAAGCUAAAUGUUGGAAGAUUCAGAACAGAUAAAAUAACACACUUCUACACACAGCACAGUUGAAUCCAUGAAACUUGAUAGCGCCACACUGUACUGAUGGCCACUAACCUUGAUUGGACAAAUUCAUGGAGGGCAAGAAGCUUACGAGUAGUCAUAGUGGCUCCACUGUUGCAAUAUGCCUCUGAAUACCAGUUUCUGAAAAUAGGUGGGGAGAUUGCUUUAGUGCCCAUGUUCUGGUUGUGGUCUUCCUAAGGCCAUCAGGUUGGCCAUUGUGAGCACAGGGUGCUAGACUAGAUGAACUUUAUCAAGUGGGGCUCCUCAUACGCUCUUGUGGCGGAGGGCUCUGGUGUCCUUGUCCUGCAUGUGGGUUUCCUGGAGGAAUCUGAAUGGCCAACGUGAGAAUAGGUUGAUGGACUGUAGUGCCCUAUGGUCUAUGUUAUGAGAACUAGAUGGGCCUUUGGCUUCAUCCAACAGGACUCUUCUAAUGUUGAGGCCUCCAUGAGGUCCUACCUUUUCCACUUUCUGUUGCUGCAAUGUACCAAUUUCCUUAUUUCCUGUUGCUUAUUUGGUUGCAAGAGACGUUCUGAGUUGCAGAAUUGUUUGGCAAGAGAGGCUCACCAUGGCUCACAUGGUUUCAACAUUGGGUCUUGUGAAUGCAUCUCAGGUUUCAGGGCCAAGAAAGACCCCUCAGCCCAAGACUAAGGUGCUUCCUGUUAGGCAGAGCAGACAAUUAUUGGGCUGAUGGACCAUUGACCUGACUCAGUAGAAGGCAAUUAACCUCUGCAAUUUUCUUGGGGAGAUUAAUGCUGACAGCCUGGUUAAAAGAGAAGAGGGAGAAGGAAGCGCUAGAUCUAAAUGACAGGGCUGUGGGUAAUCAUUGGUGGAACCUCAAUUAAAUCCAAGGCAAUUUCACAAAAGAUGAGACAGAUAAAUUCAAAGGUGGAAUGUGCGGUUUUCAGAUGGCUGAUGGAGGCCUGGAAUCCAGAACACAACAAAGCAAUUUGGGAUUUCUGGCUCUCAACUGCUCAUAUCAUCCCAGAUUAAUUAAGCCCUCAGGCAAAGAUGGGUGUCUCUCUUUCCAGUUCAGGGCCCAAACAUGAAACUGUAUAAAAGGGACAGGGGAGCCCUGGACUUUUCAGAUUGCUCCGUUCCUCUCUACAUCCAAACGAAACUUCUUCUAACCAGGUAAGACUGAUAAUCUAUUCAUUUCUUUGUUUAUUAUACUUAUGUUUGGCAGAUUGACUACCAACGUAGGAAUCGGCCUUAUACCAAGUUGGACCGUUGGUCCACCUGGCGAAGUAUUGUCUACACUGACUGGCAGUGGCUCUCCAGCGUUACUGGCAGGUGAUCUCCACCAACCCUUACAGGAGAUGCUGGGGCUUGAACCCGGGUCCUUCUGCAUGCAGAGCAGAUGUUCUACCCACUGAGCUAUGGACCUUCCUCUGCUGCUUCCAACUUGUAACAGGCAGGCAUGGUGCAAUAUCUUUGGGGAUGUUUGGGUGUGUGUAUAGCAGUCUCCUUAGGCUCUGGCUGUUGAUGAUACAGUACAGUUCUUGACUCACCUUUUCAAAGGUGUGGUGGCCGAAGGAGCUUCAGUUGCACUCAAGGCCUGGUUGAGAGUCAAUAUCUUAAUGCACCAAAGUGGCUCUUCCAUUUGUCUUGACGAGGAACUCUUUAUUAUAUAUCUAUUUACCUCUAAUAACCCCAUCAAUGUCCAGGGAAAUGAGGUUUCCAGGCUAAAUUUUAACACAAGAGGUUGCAAUGGUCACCAGCAUGGAUGGCUUUAACAAGGGACUAGAGAAAUUCAUGGAGGAUGAGACUACAAGCCACAAGGGAUUUGUUCUAACUCCAUUUUAGGAGGCAGUAUGCCUCUGAAGAGCAGAGGAUUCUGGGCCUCACAAGUGGGGAGGGUUGCUGUUACUUGUCCUGUUUGUGGGCUUCCCAUUGUGGUAUCUGGUUGGCCAAUGGGAGAACAGGAUGCUAAACUGGAUGAGCCCUUUUUGGCUUGAUCUGGCAGGACUCUUCUUACAUUCAUCCGGGGGUGGGAGGCAAGGAGGAGGCUGCCAGAGCUUUUUACAACAAUCAAAAAUAGUUCUAGUUACAGGUAGGUAGCCAUGUUGGUCUGCCAUGGUCAAACCAAAAUAAAAUAAUAAUUAAAAAAUCCUUUCUGUAGCACAAUAGAGAACAAUUAAGUUAGUUAUUGGUAUGAGCUUUUGUGUGCAUGCACACUUCUUCAAAAAUAGAACACCCUUGCUUUCAAGCUUACAAUCUCAAAGACAUGGCACAAGAAGGAAAGGGCAGCGGGGGAAAGCAAACCCACUGUUUCUUAGGUAAAGGACCUUCACUUUGGCAGGAAGAAGGGAAGCACCAUGACAGCUCCUUCUUUGGCUGAGGGACAGGGCCAAGUUGGUCUUCCCUUGCUGUGAUGCUCUUGCUGGGAGGCUCCUCAGCUCUGUCUCCUAGAACAACUGCCACUUGGAGAUGAGGAGCCUUUCUGGGGAAACCAGCUCCUGACCCUUUCUUCUUCAGCUUCAGAUAAGCCUAGCUGGGUCAGGCCAAAGGCCCUCCUAGUCCAACAUCCUCUUCUCACAGUGGCCAACCAGAUACUUGUAGGAAACCUGCAAGCAGGACCCAGACACAAGAACAACUCUACCCUUCUGUGGCUUCCAGUAACUGGUAUUCAGAAGUAUUACUGCCCUCUGACCAUGGAGGGCAGAGGAAAGCCACUGUGACUAGUAGAUGUUGAUAGCCUCAUCCUUCAUGAAUCUGGACAAUCCACUUUUAAAGUCAUCCAAGAUGGUAGCUAUCACAGCCUCCUGUGGGAGCAGGUUCCAUAGUACAACUCUGCGCUGUGUGAAGGACUUUCUUUUAUCUGAUCCGAAUCUUCCAACAUUCAGACUCAUUAGAUGUCCACAAGUGCUAGUGUUAGGAGAAAACAUGUUCCUUAUGCCCCCCACCCACCCCACAAAUCCACAAUUUAUUCCAGACCAAAUUUUCUAAUCCAUUAAUAUUUAUCCUUCCUGUUGUUCUACAGCCAACUUCCAAAACACAGCCAUGCAUUCUAAAAGUCAAUCCUGUGCUGUCCCAUCAAUUGGCCUUGGACAUUGUGGAUAUGGCGGUGGAUAUGGCGGUGGAUAUGGCAUCGGAGGUGGCAUCAUCGGAGGUGGUGGCAUCGGAGGUGGCAUCAUCGGAGGUGGUGGCUUCGGUGGCGGCGUAUCAUCCAGCAGCCUUGGCAUAGUCCCCGGGGCCAAUGUUUCCUGCGUGAGCCAAAUUCCAUCAUCAGAAGUGGUGAUCCAGCCAGCUCCAGUUGUGUUGACCAUCCCAGGACCCAUCCUCACCUCAAACGAGCCAAUGUCUGUGGGAGGUUACAGUCCAUGUGCUUCUGGUUAUGGCUACGGGUCUUCUGGUUAUGGCUAUGGGUCUUCUGGUUAUGGCUAUGGGUCUUCUGGUUAUGGCUAUGGCUGUGGGGUGGGUUCCUCUUCUGGAGGUUACCUCGGUGGUGGCUACAGAGGUGGCCAGUCAUCCAAGGGUUACCCCUGCUAA